UACUCCUACGGCAUUUACAAGGCCUGAUGACAGGCCACCACCAAGCGCAGCCAUUGCCAAGCACAGGAAGGCUGCCAUGAGGAUCUUGAAGAGAUCCGCAUUAACCCCGGACCUAUGUAGCAGGGCGCUGCCCUGUCACGUGGAAGAGAUCCGGUCGGAGAUAGCGUGGGCAAUGACGAUAGUGCCCGACUAUCAGCUGCCGGUGCUCGGAGAGCCACCAGCUGCGGAAAAGCGCAAUAGAUCGAUGGAGGUUGCGCAAAAUAAGUCGAAAAGAGCCAGGACGCAAGGCCCCACCUUUGCUGAGGUAGCCAAAAAUCGGAUCCUCCUGGGUGUGCUCGAUGAGAACCAGGAAGACGAAUUGGCACUGAGAGCUCAUUGGAAAUGGGUUAAAGCGGAAUUGGCGAACAUCUGCGUCAGCGUGCUUCGGGAGCACCCCGGACCACCUCCGAUAUGCCGGGACGCAGGUUGGUUCCAAGGUAACGUCAAGAUCGUCGCGUGCGACGAUGAAAGGUCGGCGGGCAUGUACAAGAAGGCGAUGGCCAUGCUGGGAGAGGUCUACCCCGGAGCGAUGCUACGGGCUGUGGACUUCAAGGACAUCCCAUCCAGGCCCAGAGCAAGGGCAUGGAUACCGGCCAAACCGACCGAACCAGAGAGAGUGCUUGAGAUUAUAAGGCUCUUUAAUCCCGAGUUACCCUCUCACAAUUGGAAGGUGGUGCGGCUAGAGCACAGCACAAAGGCGACUCGUCAGGCGGUCCUUUUGCUAAAUAAGGAGUCGUUGCCACUCCUCGAAAAGACUGGGGGCGUCAUCAAUUACGGUUUCGACACCGCAAAGAUAAGGGUGUACACGAACGACGUGAACGCAGCAAGAGGCAACGAAGUUGAGCCGGAAGCAGACAACAGCGAGGAUGAGGUGGACGAGGAAUCCAACCAGGCCAAUCCGAUGGAUGACCUGGCUGGUGGAUACGCCUCAUCUACAUCCUCUCUGGGAGUCGACCAUAUCUUCCGGCAAUACACAGAAGAGGAGCUGAUGUCAGAUGACGACGAGGCGAACUCAACAGUGGUGGAGGGGGUGGGAAGGUGCGGCCAAGAUGGUUCGCGUCCUCCAGAUUAAUCUCCACCACAGCAAAGCAGCGUCGGCUGCACUGCUGCUCCAGCUCUCCAAGGGGGCAACAGACAUCGCCCUCAUCCAGGAGCCUUGGGUGAUAGGGCAUGGAAUAUGCGGGCUGAAGUCGGCAGAGCACACUUUGAUAAGUGGAGCUACCAUAGUUCAGUGACGAGGACACCACCACCAUCAGUCUGGAGGCGAACGGACGACAAAUAAGGCUUGCCUCGAUGUAUCUGGCACAUGACAGGCCUGUUCCAACCCUACCGGUCGAACAUUUAGUGGAGCGCUGGGACGGGGCCCUGAUUCUAGGAGGUGAUGCAAAUGCACACCAUAGCACAUGGGGAAGUGGAGACAUCAAUGAACGGGGUGAGUCACUCUUUGAAUUCAUACUAAAAUCUAACUUAGUUAUAAGUAAUAGGGGUAGCGAGCCUACCUUCAUAACGAAGAGCAGAAGAGAGGUCCUGGAUGUUACCCUCGUCUCAGAAGAUGCGGAGGUCAUGAUCAGGAACUGGAGGGUGCUUGAUGAGCAUUCCUUCUCUGAUCAUCGCUUCAUCCAAUUCGACUUAGACGGGGUCCCGUCCAAGGUACCUGCCAAAAGAAAUCUAAGGAAAGCCGACUGGCAUAAGUACAGAAGAGAGCUUGACAAACGGCUCUCAAGAACCACACUAGCAAUUCCAGGAAACUCUAGGGACCUAGAUAGGCUGGCAAAUCGCUUUACUGCGGCAUGUGGCAAGGCUCUGGAUCAGGCCUGCCCCAUGGUAAAGCCGAGAGGCAAAAAGAAACCACCUUGGUGGAGUACAGAGAUUGACGAGGCCCGCAAAAAUUGUCGUAGAGCCUUCAAUCUCGCAAAAUCCUCGGGAGGCGAUACGCAAUGGGAAAUCUAUAAGUUAAACUUGAAAGAUUACAAGAAACUACUAAGGAAGAGCAAGAGAUCCUCAUGGAGGAACUUUUGCAGUGGUAUGGAAUCCGUAUCAGAAGGUUCUAGGCUCAGGAAGGUUCUCUCUAGUUCACCUCGUAUCGCCCCGGGAUGCUUGCUAAGAUCCGACGGAGCGUGGACGGAAACUGGGGAGGAAUCCCUGGACCAUCUUCUGAGCACGCACUUUCCAGGCGCCACCGAGCAGCCAUUGAACGGGCCAAUAAGAAAUAGAGGUCAACCGGUUACGGUAGACCUCA
Molecule: messenger RNA, 2278 nt
Organism: Rhagoletis pomonella (apple maggot)
Lineage: Eukaryota; Metazoa; Arthropoda; Insecta; Diptera; Tephritidae
Exons: 2
Coding region: 77-1111 (344 amino acids)
Source: RefSeq, a predicted model, not a curated record